CGAAUCAUUGGUUGAGCUUAUGAUAAAGGCUGGUUACUAUGUAUUCUCGCUCGUUUCAAACAGCUCUCGUCUUAUCUCAUAUGCAUCCGCAGUUUUUCAUCUAAAUUUGGCAUCGCUUCCCAUGGGAGCCACUGAGGAGAGGCUGGAUUUACUAUCCUACCUACCAUAAGGCUCUGCUUCUGUACCACCACAAUCCUGUCAAACCUACAAUCGAUGUGUGGAUUUGAUCUUAUUUUGUGUUCUGCAAUGGUGGCUCAGCAAGAGUUCUCCAUGUUUCGAAAUUUUUGAUGAAUGCAGGAGGAUCCUUUCGUCGAGUAUUUUCUUAGGCAUUGCGGAUUGUUUGGCCACUGUUUAAGCAACAGUUGUUUUGCAUUGAUGCUGCCUACUAUUAGAGUUGGUUCGCCAGAUGGUGUACUACGACAUGAAUCACAAGCACAGUCGUCAAACUUGUGUUAUUUUUCAUCCAACAGAUACGAGGACAACGAUGUAGUAUCCUCGUUUUCCCGGAGAGGUAUCAGCCACGGUAGUACACGUGAAUCAGGACCAAUUAUCCACUUCCAGAAGGCUGUCAUUUUUUAUACUUGAUAUGAAGUUACACGCAUGUACGUCUUCGUUUUCCUACGCGGUUGGACCGGUUACACUGCAGCAAGAUUCCUUGCAAGUCGAGAUUCGACGUCUAUCUCAUCGAUAGUGUAUUUAUUAAGGCAUAGGCUAUGAAGUACAGUGACGCGAUAAUCCAGUAAGACUCCUUGCUCACCGCAUACAUUGGCUGUGCUCGUAGACACGGAAUAAUCACUAUGGGAUUCUUACCUUGUCCUAUCUAUAUUGAACCUCGCUUGACUCAUUUCUCUGUCAACCCUUUGUAUAUAGUAUCCAUUGUACUCGACCAAGUAACCCUGUCUUCACUCAGUUUACAUAUAAAUGCUAUAGUACUUGAAAAUAAUUAGCAUAUACACACAAGUCAAAAUGAUUGUCAUAUUAGCUCUCCGCGUUUUCCAGGUAAACUCCAUUUCAAAUCUUAUAUUACAUAAAUCAUAUGGCUAACCUUAACAGUUACUGUUCGCUACCAUCGUUCUAGCAUUAUCCGUGAUCAUGAUUAAAGGUUAUGGACCGGGUCUCUCGUGGCUUCUCAUAAUAUACGGUUCCUUUUGUGGUGGAGCCGCAAUCAUCAUUGGAGUAAUUGGAAUUGUAGCUUGUUUCAUGGAAGCUUUACAAGGCACAAUAAUGCUCGUCCUCGAUUGCGUCGCAUCAUUCUUCCUUCUCGCAGGAGGAAUCGUACGUUACCGCUUCACCAGUGCCUUUAUAAAUUAUUGCUAACAAACUUUUUGCAGGCAUACGCGGCGACAAUCAAGGUCGGUAACUGCGAUGAUUUUGUUGGUUAUGUCAGUCACCACAACAACCCAUUUAGCUUCAGUGCACAGAGACGUCUUACCCUCUGGGAAAGCAUCGACGAAGCUACGACUAGAUGUCGAGAAACUCAGGCAAGCACGGCAUUUCUUUGGUUUACGGCGGCAUGUUUUAUUGGGACGACUGUCAUUCAUUUUUUGGGUCGCAAACGUGGCGGUGGUGCUGUGAGUUACCCGUAGAAUAGAUCGAGGGGAGUGUACAAUAGGGAGGAAAUACGGGACUGUAAUGUAUUAUGAUGAUGGAUAUAAAACGGUGGGAUACUGAUAUCAAUGGCGUUUAUUCAUGUUUGGAGUUUGUAUGUUGAUAGCUGGGUCGGGGUGUAUGACAAUUUUCUGGUUCUUCCUAUCACUUGGUUGAUGGAGUAACCGGUUUCCCGCUACAUAGAAA
Sclerotinia trifoliorum is the source of this 1794-nucleotide messenger RNA. NCBI's taxonomy places the organism in Eukaryota, Fungi, Ascomycota, Leotiomycetes, Helotiales, Sclerotiniaceae. The record is from the annotation of a GenBank genome assembly.